AUGGCCUCUCAACUGCCUACGAUUCCACGGGUGACCUUUACCAUUAUCGAGCCCAUUUCAUUAGUCGCCGGCUUCGUCGGGGCCAUCUGGGACCCGGCAUGGUUCAUCGCUGAGCAGCUUCCCGACAAGCCAGUGCUUCCCGCGUCGGAGCACAGCACCGUCAUGGCGCAGCAGCUAGGUAACAUGUACCUCCUCAUGUGCUUUGUCGGACUGGCCGUGCUUGCGACAACUUCCGAGAUUAAGGUGGUCAGAAGCUAUCUCGUCGCGCUGUGGCUCGGUGACAUUGGCCAUCUUGCUUUCACAUGUUUGGCGCUGGGCAAGGAAAGGGUGAUGCAGCCACAGGCGUGGAACGCGAUGACCUGGGGCAAUAUUGGGUUUACGUUCCGCUAA
This is a messenger RNA of Cordyceps fumosorosea ARSEF 2679, 390 nucleotides long. RefSeq lists its product as hypothetical. NCBI's taxonomy places the organism in Eukaryota, Fungi, Ascomycota, Sordariomycetes, Hypocreales, Cordycipitaceae. The record is from RefSeq and is a predicted model, not a curated record. Bases 1 to 390 code for a protein of 129 amino acids. The transcript has 3 exons.